Molecule: messenger RNA, 4306 nt
Organism: Pygocentrus nattereri (red-bellied piranha)
Lineage: Eukaryota; Metazoa; Chordata; Actinopteri; Characiformes; Serrasalmidae
Gene: oit3
Product: oncoprotein induced transcript 3
Exons: 9
Coding region: 74-1717 (547 amino acids)
Molecular function (GO): calcium ion binding
Source: RefSeq, a predicted model, not a curated record
AAGACCCUGCCCUUUCCCAACAAACCUCACAAGAGCCUGUGGCUGAUUAGAAACCUUGUUUGGACCUACCAUCAUGGUGCUCUUUUCGCUGGCUGAUCUGUUCUUGGCUCUGGCUGCCCUCCAGACUACGUCUGCUGCCCAGAUCUUAGCUCCGGACCCCUGCCUGGCCUACAUCAGUCUGAACGAGCCCUGGCGGAACACUGACUAUCACGUCAACAACUCAGCAGGCGUGCCCUUGUGUGACCGCCACGUGGCCGGAGAGUGGUACCGCUUCACGGGUAUGUCCGGGGAUGCCAUGCCCACUUUCUGCAUCGAGGAGAACCACUGUGGCACCCAUGCACCCAUCUGGCUGAAUGGGAGCCACCCGCAGCCCUCCGAGGGCAUCGUCACCGUGCCCACAUGUGCCAGCUUCAAUGAUGACUGCUGCCACUGGCAAGGGACAGUGGAAGUGAAGGCCUGUGCCAAGGGUUAUUACGUGUACCGCCUGCCACGGCCCUCCGUGUGCUUCCACGUUUACUGUGGCCAUUUCUAUGACAUCUGCGAUGAGGUGGACUGCAGUGGUCCUGACUGUCCAGCAGAACCAGAAUGUCGUUGCCCUGCUGGGACUGUGCUGGGGCCAGAUGCUCAGACUUGCCUGGAUGUCAAUGAGUGUGAGAAAGGCAACAGCGGCUGUGCUGAAGUGUGUGUCAAUACCAAGGGCUCCUGGAGGUGUGAGUGCAGCCCAGGACGAGUCCUGGACCCAGAUGGCCGGACCUGCAAUGACAUUGCAGGCUGCCACAAUGUGAACGGAGGUUGUAGUCACGGCUGCUUGGAGGAGCAGGAUUCGUAUUACUGCCACUGCCCCAGAGGCCUCACGCUGGGGGAGGACAAGCGCACCUGUCAGGUCCCUGUGCAGUGUGACCCCAGCUCUAUUGAGGUUUCUGUUCCCAAAGACCUUGUGGGCGGGCUGGAGCUAUUCCUGUCCAACUCUUCAUGCCGGGGUGUUUCUAACGGCACUCACAUCAACCUGCGCUUCAGUCUGAAGACCUGCGGCACUGUGGUGAAGGUCAUUGAUGAUAAAAUAGUGGGCACUAACCUGGUGACUGGUUUGCCCAGGUCCAGUCCAGGCAGCACUGGAGAUCUAAUCGUGCGCACCAGUAAGCUGCUGCUGCCGGUCACCUGUGAGUUUCCCGGCCAUUAUGAGGUUUCGGACGGCUUCGUGCCCAGUGCCCGCAGUGGUGCACUGGAGCUGUCUGGCCACAGUCAGGGCGUUUUCCCCUUUGUUCUGGAGCUCUUCCGCAGCGCCGAGUUCUCUGAGCCGUACCAGCAGCCUCCGCAGCUCCGCCUGCGAGACUCACUCUACUUCGGCGUGGAGCCUCGUGAGCGUGUGGACGGCCUGGCCACACUGGUCGAGACCUGCUUCGCCACACCAGGACCACAGGCAGACCAGGCUCUCAAAUACUACCUCAUCAAGGAUGGCUGCAUCUCUGAUGAAACAGUGCGUCAGAUCACAGCUAAAGACCAGCUCUCUAAACACUAUCAGGUUCCUGUCUUCAAGUUCGUCGGCAGUGACAACAGAGAGGUGUAUCUGCACUGUCGGGUGCUGGUGUGCGGGCAGGGCGAGUCUCGCUGUGCACAGGGCUGUCAUAGACGGCUGAGGAGAGAAAUCUGGACCGAGCAGCGCCAGGAGAAACACACGCUGACCGGCGGACCCAUCUUCAUACUGCCAGACCCCUGACACACACACCCACACACACUCCACCAUUCGUUCAUUCACCUUUGAUCUUGACCUGUGCUGAAUAAUUAACAGGGAAUUCCAUCGAUUUUUCACAGUUUCUGCAUAAAUAAAUUCUUAAGAUGCAAACAAGACCAUUCAGAGCGUGGAUGGAUAUAAAAUGCAUCCUCACCUGCAUCCUCAGUGCUGUCUGAGUCCUGAGUCAGUAUUUUAAAUUUAAAAUAAGAAGUUUGUACAGUGCUAUAAAGAAAUUCAUACAAUAUUAAACCACUCAGAAUAACUUUGUUUACAGUUCAACUAUUGGAUUAUUCAAAAAUGUUGAAAAUUUGGUGGACUACUCCUUUAAUUGUUUUUAAUAUCAACAUCGCAAUUUUAAAAAUGCAAUUUUCAAAUUACAGGAGCAGUUUAAUUCUAGCUUGUAUUAUCAACAGUGUUGUCUUACAUUUUGUAUGUGCAGGACGUCUAAUAAGACAGAGCUCAUUAACCAUCAGUAGACGAGUUAGACCAACCAAAGCAAACAAACAGUGCUGGUACAUGACAAACACUGCUACAAGUAUCUUUCUCACUGCUUUCAGAGAUCAAACCUCAAGCCUGAAAAAAGUGAUUAUGAACAGACUUCACAAUUUAUAUCGCAGUCACAAUACUGGUCAGAAAAAUCGCAAUUUGGCUUAUUUUCCCAAUAUCGUUUAGCCUUAACCUGAGCACUACAACUGCUCACUCAAACCUAAUAACCCUUUAUCUACACACACACACACACACACACACACAUCGCAUAUUAACCCCUACACGCUUCAGACAAGUAAUCCCGUCUGCAGCUUCAGGAAGAUUUCAGCUAAUCUCUCACUCAUCGCUUUACACUUACACCUCCGCUUCAGUUCAUCCUUACCACACACCAUGACAUCACAUUUAUAUGCCAUUUAGAGAGACACACACUUGAUAUAGAUCUGAAUCGGUGAAUCAGUCAGCAGUUAAUUCGUCACACACUACAUUACUCAGACCUGUGAGUUAAUGGAUGCUCUGUCGCACUGAACUCAUUCUUUUCUCUAUUACCAGCCAAAUACAUGUAAUAAUAAUAAACAGACACAACACUGGACUUUUUUAUAUACUAUGAGAUGACGUAUGACCUAUAAAUAUGGAAUACAGUAUAAAGUUGAAACCAUUUUUCAGUGCAUUACUUACUGAUGAUGACCUUGAGCUGGUAGAUAAAGUUUAUCUUUUUAUUUUGCAUUCUUUUACAUUCAUUUAAAGCGUUCUGCUCUCUGAUUUGUCAUCUGAAUGUGCAGUCCUGCUUUUGCUUUGCACGGUUAGCAGUAAGGGUGGUGUGUGACAAUUCCACACUGUGGUCACUGACACAAAAAAAGUGCUGUCUGAAGGGUGGCCGAAUUUCUCUUUCUUAAAGCUGCACUAUGUAAAAUUUGUGUUUGUUAAAAAACUAGCAUCACUGAGUUACUGAGGAGAAUAAAAACAGGCAGGUACAGGAUGAAAUAAUCAUUUUAAGUCAGAGGUGUUGAGUGGAUUUGGGAGGUUUUUUCUGAAAACAUUAUCUGUCUUUACAUAUUAAUGUCACACACAGGCUUUAAAAGAAGGUACAGCUCAAUGUUUAGGUCUCAAAUGUAAAAUCAACAUUAUACUGAUGAAGAUAUGAUGACAACAGUAGAUAAUUCACUCACAUCUUCAGGAGACACGGCUGUCACUGAGUUCUCUUUGAAUUCUCUUUCAAUUCACUCACAAGCAUCAGACUCUUCCGCUUCGGGAAGGGCUCUGAAGGAAAACCCAUCUUAUGAAAUGUUCUUCUGCAGCUUGUGUGCAAUUACACAUUUCCACCAGAGAGGUCUCCAAAUCCUGAAAACUUACAUAGUGCAGCUUUAAUUUUAGUUAAAUAUUUAGGGGUGAUUCAGACUUAUAAAGUAGCCAUUUCAAGCAUGAUAUUUGCUCAGAACUACAGAAUAUAGUAUAUCAUGGAUGAAAUUAAUGAGGCUAGCACAAAUGUAAUUGGGAGUACAGUGUUACAUUUUAAUAAAUUACAAAUAUAUUGCAUACAGUCAGACUGUACACACUGACAGUGAAAAAGGUUAGGCAUAAUUUUGACUUUCAGCCAAGGAAUACAAAUUUGUCUAGCUUGUCUUUUGCUAUUCGGCUUCUGUCAGAGUUAUUCUAUUCUAAGAAAGUUGAUCUUUUGGGGGACAAUGUUUCUGGUUGAGAAUAAAAUCUUUUAAUAGGUGGAAUACUAAAACUGUACACUGACUAGCUUUUCCACUGGGUGACUUCUUGUAGCUUAAACACACCCAUUUUAAAACACUAGCCCUAAGGGUGUACUAUAUAUAAGCACACAAAACUAUAACCUAUUUAUCAUCACAGUCCAAAGAAAUCUGCUAUUUUUAUGUUUUUCUAAGUUCAGUAGCUCUCAUUUAUAUUGUGUGGAGAAAUGCUCCAGAAUUGUGUGGAAUCAUUUUCAUUAACUUGCAAAGAAGGUGGCUUCUUCUGUAAAGUUACCAUUUUGGAGAUACUUGUUUGUCUUUGGACAACGAUGCUAUAUUACCCUGCAAGUAAAUCUGUAGCUACAUAUAUAACAAUAAAGAGGAAAGUCUAGAA